Emiliania huxleyi CCMP1516 is the source of this 5144-nucleotide messenger RNA. It is a transcript of the gene CPS1, whose product is annotated as carbamoyl phosphate synthetase. The record is from RefSeq and is a predicted model, not a curated record. Gene Ontology annotation, molecular function: ATP binding; carbamoyl-phosphate synthase (glutamine-hydrolyzing) activity; metal ion binding. Bases 29 to 4816 code for a protein of 1595 amino acids. The transcript has 15 exons. Lineage: Eukaryota; Haptophyta; Isochrysidales; Noelaerhabdaceae. Gene Ontology annotation, cellular component: carbamoyl-phosphate synthase complex; cytoplasm. Gene Ontology annotation, biological process: L-arginine biosynthetic process; L-glutamine metabolic process; 'de novo' pyrimidine nucleobase biosynthetic process.
CGUUGUUGGGGCAACUGUGCAGCUCUUGAUGGCGACUCGGCCUCCGCCGUCGCGCGGCAAGGGCGACGCCACGCCCCUUUCGCCGAGCAGCCGGAACAGCCUCUUGCCGGGCACGCCCGGCAGCAACCAGAGCCUCUCCUCUCCCGUGCUGCACGGCAACAAGCUCGGCUGCAAGCGGCCCUCGUUCGACGGCGGCAGCCCGCAGAUGCUGCCGCCGCGCAAGGUGCUGGCGGCGAAGCGGGCAAAGACGGACAUCACGAGCGAGCUCGAGCAGCAGCGCGCCACCCUCAUCCUCGCCGACGGCACCCGCUGGGAGGGCGUCGCGUUUGGCGCUAAGGUCGGCGUCGCGGGAGAGGUGGUCUUCAACACGGCGAUGGUCGGCUACCCGGAGUCGCUGACCGACCCGUCGUACCGCGGCCAGCUGCUUUGCCUGACCUACCCGAUGAUCGGGAACUACGGCGUGCCGGACCUGGACAGCAGGGACGACAUCGGCCUCCCAACCUUCUUCGAGUCAGAGAAGAUCCACGCCACCGCGCUGAUUGUCGCGGAGUACUCGCACGACGCCUGCCACUGGAACCUCACCCACACGCUCUCCGACUGGCUCAAGCAGCACAACGUGCCGGGCAUCUACGGCAUCGACACGCGCGCCCUCACCAAGCACAUCCGCGAGCAGGGCGCCAUGCUCGGCAAGAUUGUGCCCGCGGGCGCCGCCGAGUCGUCUGUGCCGCAGGUGAACCCGAACGACCUCAACCUCGUCGCCGAGGUCUCGCUCAAAGAGCCGCGCCUCUUCGUCUCGCACGCGCCGCCGCGGCAGGGCAAGGACGGCAAGCGCAUGCGCAUCCUCGCCAUCGACUGCGGCAUCAAGGCGAACAUCAUCCGCUACUUCAUGUCCAAGGGCGUCGAGCUGCUGCUCGUGCCGUGGGACUACGACUUCAGCGGCGAGGCGUUCGACGGUCUCUUCAUCUCUAACGGUCCCGGAGACCCCACCCAGUGCCAAAAGACGAUCGGCUACCUGCGCGCUCUGAUCGAGCGGGCGGACGCGCCGCCCGUCUUUGGCAUCUGCCUCGGCAACCAGCUGCUCGCCCUCGCCGCCGGCUGCACAACGUUCAAGAUGAAGUACGGCAACCGCGGCGCCAACCAGCCCUGCAUCGACACGCGGACGGGCCGCUGCUACAUCACCGCGCAAAACCACGGCUUCGCGGUGGACCCGGCCUCCAUCCCGCAAGGCUGGGAGCAGUUCUUCGUCAACGCGAACGACGCGACCAACGAGGGCAUCAUCCACAAGACGCGCCCCUUCUUCUCGGUCCAGUUCCACCCCGAGGCGUGUGCCGGACCCACCGACACCGACUUCCUCUUCGAGAUGUUCCUGCGGCGCGUGCACGGCGAGCACGCCGAGGUGACCGUCUCGUACCGCCAGCCGACCAUCCCCGCGCGCAAGGUGCUGCUGCUCGGCUCGGGCGGGCUCUCCAUCGGCCAGGCGGGCGAGUUCGACUACUCGGGCUCGCAGGCCAUCAAGGCGCUCAAGGAGAUGCGGUGCGAGGUCGUGCUCAUCAACCCGAACAUCGCCACCGUCCAGACGUCCGAGGGGAUGGCCGACCGGGUCUACUUCCUGCCCGUCACGCCCGAUGUCGUGCGCUCCGUCAUCGAGAGGCGGCCGCCCCUCUCCCCCCCCGCCGGCCACCCUCUGCCACCCCCGCCCCGGCCCAGUCCCUCCCCUCUCUCCCCUGCGGCGCGGCUGCGCGUGACGAACUUCACUUGGGAGCGGCCCGACGGCAUCCUGCUCCAGUUCGGCGGCCAGACGGCCCUCAACUGCGGCGUUGCCCUCGACAAGAACGGCGUCCUCGCCGAGUUUGGCGUGCGCGUGCUCGGCACGCCCGUCGAGGCGAUCAUCGCGACGGAGGACCGCGAGAUCUUCAACGCCAAGCUGACCGAGAUCAACGAGCGCAUCGCGGAGGGGUACCCGGCGUCCACCGUCGACGACGCCGUCGCGAUGGCGGCAAAGAUUGGCUUCCCGAGCCUCCCCAUAGGUGGGCUCGGCUCCGGCUUCGCGCACGACGAGGAGAGCGCGCGCGCGCUGGCGACGCAGGCGCUCAUCAACUCGCCGCAGGUGCUCGUCGAGCGGUCGAUGAAGGGGUGGAAGGAGAUCGAGUACGAGGUUGUGCGCGACUGCAACGACAACUGCAUCACCACGCUCUCCAACGCGGAGUACAUGAAGCUGCGCUCGGUCGCCAUCAAAGUGGCGCGCCACCUCGGCAUCGUCGGCGAGUGCAACAUCCAGUACGCGCUCAACCCGCAAUCGGAGGAGUACUGCAUCAUCGAGGUGAACGCGCGCCUGUCGCGCUCCUCCGCGCUCGCCUCCAAGGCGACGGGCUACCCGCUCGCCUACGUGGCCGCACGGCUCGCGAUGGGCGAGAACUUGCCCUCGGUGCGCAACUCGGUGACCAAGACCACGACCGCCUGCUUCGAGCCGUCGAUGGACUACUGCGUCGUCAAGUUCCCGCGCUGGGACCUCAACAAGUUCAAGGGCGUCUCGGCCGGCCUCGGCUCGGCGAUGAAGUCGGUGGGCGAGGUCAUGUCGAUCGGGCGCAACUUCCAGGAGGCGAUGCAAAAGGCGAUCCGGAUGGCGGCGCCCGGCAUGCUGGGCUUCCAGCCGCUCACCACCUUCGAGUCGGACGAGGCGAUCAACGCGGUCCUCUCCAACGCGACGGACCAGCGCGUCGACGCGCUCGCCGCCGCCUUUGAGCGCGGCGACUCGGUCGCGUCCAUCGAGGCGGCGACCAAGAUCAACCCGUGGUUCCUGUGCAAGCUGCACACCAUCCACCUGCUGCGCAAGCACCUGCAGAAGCGCACCCUCCAGACCAUCACGGCGGAGGAGAUGCUGCUGGCAAAGCAGCAGGGCUUCUCGGACAAGCAGAUCGCAAUCGCGCUCGGCGGCGCGGACGACGUGGCGGUGCGGCGGCACCGCAAGGAGCUCGGCGUGCUGCCCGUCGUCAAGCAGAUCGACACGCUCGCCGCCGAGUUCCCCGCGCAGACCAACUACCUCUACAUGACGUACAACGGCACCAUGUCCGACCAGCCCGUGCGCAAGAGCGGCGUCUUCCGCCUCAACCACGAGGCGCCCUCGACGAUGGUGCUCGGCUGCGGCGCGUACCGGAUCGGCUCGUCGGUCGAGUUCGACUGGUGCGCCGUCUCGUGCAUCCGCACGCUGCGCAAGCUCGGCCACCGCGCCAUCAUGGUCAACUUCAACCCCGAGACGGUCUCGACCGACUACGACGAGUGCGACGAGCUCUACUUUGAGGAGAUCUCGACCGAGCGCGUGAUGGACAUCUACGAGCACGAGGCCGCCUUCGGCGUCAUCGUCUCGGUCGGCGGCCAGACGCCAAACAACCUCGCGCUGCCGCUCGAGGCGGCGGGCGCAAACAUCCUCGGCACCAAGCCGUCCGACAUCGACAAGGCGGAGGACCGGAACAAGUUCUCCUCCAUCCUCGACCAGAUCGGCGUCGACCAGCCCGACUGGCGUGAGAUGUCCUCCAUCGCCGACGCGAAGGCCUUUUGCAACUCGGCGGGCUACCCGUGCCUCAUCCGGCCCUCGUACGUCCUCUCCGGCGCCGCAGAUGAAGGCCGUCUUCUAGGAACGAACCUUCUAGGCGCCGCGAUGAAGGUUGUCUUCUCCGACUCGGACCUGGAGCGCUUCCUCGCCGUCGCGUGCGAGGCGUGUGUGUCGCCCGACCACCCCGUAGUCAUCUCCAAGUUCAUCGAGGGCGCCAAGGAGAUCGAGGUGGACGCUGUCGCGUGCGAGGGCACCGUCCUCAACUACGCCAUCGCCGAGCACGUCGAGAACGCCGGCGUCCACUCAGGCGACGCCACGCUCGUGCUGCCUGCGCAGAAGCUCUUCGUCGAGACGGUGCGCCGCGUCAAGCGCAUCUCGCGCCAGAUCGCGUCCGAGCUCAAGAUCAGCGGCCCGUUCAACCUGCAGCUGCUCGCAAAGGAUAACGAGGUCAAGGUGAUCGAGGCGAACGUGCGCGCGUCGCGCACCUUCCCCUUCUCGUCCAAGACGCUCAAGGCCGGAUCACACCCGUCCCGCGGCCAAGGCGGUGGCGAGCGGCGCUCUUACCGCCUCUGGGUGAUGGUCGGCAGCAACCCGCCCGCGAUGCGCAUCUCGCUGCUCGACAACGAGUACGUCGGCAUCAAGGCGCCCAUGUUCUCCUUCACGCGGCUCGUCGGCGCGCCCCCCCACCCCGCCGUCGCCGCCGCCGCCGUCGCCGCCGCCGCCGCCGCCGCGCGGAGAGAGUCUUGCGCCGACCCGGUGCUCGGCGUCGAGAUGGCGUCGACGGGCGAGGUCGCAACCUUUGGCGAGGACGCCUACGACGCGAUCCUCACCUCGAUGAUCUCGACGGGUUUCCGCAUCCCGCAGCGGUCCGUCUUCCUCUGCCUCGGCCCGCUCGAGGCGAAGAUGGCCUUCUUGCCCGAGGCGCGCUGCCUCAUCUCGAUGGGCCUCCGCGUCAGCUGCUCGCAAGGCACGUACGACUUUUACAAGUCGCGCGGCCUCGACGUCCACUUGAUGCACAAGCCGCUCUCCAAGACGCAGCCCAACAUCGAGGACGCGAUCAAGAGCGGCGAGAUGGACCUCGUCAUCAACGUGCGCGACUCCAAGGCCGACGACGACUCCAAGACGGACGGCUUCCUCAUCCGGCGCGCGGCGGUCGACUCGUCGGUCUGCUUGCUCACCGACAUCAAGCUCGCGACCCUCAUCACCGAGGCGAUCCACCGCCGCAAGCCAAUCAACAUCAAGGCGUGGGACGAGUUUGGCAGCUGAGCUCGCGCGCGACGCUGGCUGCGGCGGCCCGCCUGGCCCAACCCCCAGGCUGACGCGGCGGCGCGUAGGUCGCCGCCUGGCGUACCCCUCCCCCCCUAGCGUACGUCGGAGGGGGCGCGGGGUGGCGUCCCUCCUUCAGUCCUUGCGACACAUCCCCUCGCCUCCGGGCCUCUUGAGUACGAUCGACACCCGCCGAGUCCUCUGUCGAACAGCGUACACUGCCGACUGUAAUUGUAGUUUAAUUCCCUGUCGUUCGAGCCCAUGUGUGUGUGGACCUUCCAUGAUUUUGUUUAUGUUUGUUUUACUGUCUUACAAUCGUCUGCUUUCU